Sugiyamaella lignohabitans is the source of this 1005-nucleotide messenger RNA. RefSeq names its product glucose-induced degradation complex subunit VID24 (gene VID24). Gene Ontology annotation, biological process: protein catabolic process in the vacuole; negative regulation of gluconeogenesis; proteasome-mediated ubiquitin-dependent protein catabolic process. Bases 1 to 1005 code for a protein of 334 amino acids. The transcript has a single exon. The record is from RefSeq and is a predicted model, not a curated record. Gene Ontology annotation, cellular component: GID complex; extrinsic component of membrane. Lineage: Eukaryota; Fungi; Ascomycota; Dipodascomycetes; Dipodascales; Trichomonascaceae.
AUGCCUACACCAGCUGAGCAACAGAGUGAAGCUCGGCCAGAAAUUGUGCCAGACACAGUGGCCGAUGAUAAAUUGAACCCCAGACAGCCUGACGACGACGAAGAUAAUAUGGCUGUAGAUGAGGAAAGCACGCGACCAGGUGGUCUUGAUAAAUCAUCUAACGGCUGGUCCAAGAAGAGUUCAGACCCGUCUUCUAUGAAACUGAGCAAAUUAGGCAGAAGAUUAAGAACAAACGCAUCAAACCCAUCGGGCACUACUGAUACAACCGAUGAAAUGGAUGAUGAUAACGAUAAUGACAAUGCGAACGAUUUAGACAAUGAGGCGGGCUCAGGAUCCCUGGUUCGUCAAAAGAAGAGAGCCACUAAGAACAAACACGUUUCCUCCAUCACCAACAUAGACAUAUACCAGCACCAGUUUUUCACCCAGCGCGACACCGCGACUACUACAUCGUCCUUUUUAAGACCAGGAGCACAAUUUUCCGGUUCACAGCAGUCGGGCCGAUUCAUAUACGAAGUGAACGUAGAGCUAAAGCGAGUCGAUAUGGAAAAUGCAUUUAUCUGCGGAUACCUCCGGAUAGAAGGGCUGACUGAAGAGCAUCCAUGUUUGAUUACAUAUUUCGAAGGCGAAAUGAUCAGUGAAAAGCAUUCAUUCUACACCAAGCGAGAGGACUGGGGUGCUGACGACAAGGCGGAUAUCGCCCACUGGGCGCGCUUCACGCCCUGGAGGACCAUCUCGAAAGAAGCCAAGGACCCUAAAUACGUCCACAAGAACUAUGCCGAGAAAUCGCACAUUUACAUGAGAUGGAAAGAGUGUUUCCUGGUUCCGGACCACCGCAUCAUCGACAUCCAAGGAGCCUCGUACGCCGGCUUCUACUAUAUCUGCUUCGACCAGUCGAACGGCUCGUUCAACGGGUUCUACUUCCACCGACGGUCCGAGCGAUACCAGCAGCUGGAUCUCGCAUACUGCCAGAACUCCGGCCAGUACCCGCGAUACGAAUUCCGCUAA